AAUCAAAUUUUGAUCGAACAAUCUGUUUCAUCUUCGUUCGAUUUGGUCGUCAUCCUCCACCAAGUCCUGGAAAACGUAAGAACCCUAAUCUUUCUCGAGUAAGUAAAAUCGAAGACGAUGUCAGGGAGGGAAGUCAAAGAAUACACAAAUCUCUCCGAUCCCAAAGGUGCUUUCGAUAUAUCUCAAUUGAAUAUGGUUUAUCAUUGUAAGGCUUUCUCUCGAUUGAGCUGCAGAUAAGAAAUCAGGGAAAGGGGGUAAGGUAGAUGAUGAAGACGUCACCUUUCAACGUAUGGUUGCAAAGGGAUAACAUGUCCCCGCCUACAUUUUUCUUGUUAUUUGCAUUUAGAUGCAAGACGUUGCUGGUGAGCGUGGAGGCUAUCUUCAUGGACGUGGCGCUUUGGACAGCGACGACUUACUUUAUCUAAAAGAGCAGAUGGAAGCAGAGGAUGAUGCAGAACGCCUUCUUAGACGAACUGAGAAACGUGCUUUUGCUGCCUUCAAAAAAUCUGCAACCCAAGCAGAUUCAUCUCCAGCAGCCAUUUCCUUGCCACUUCGUGUUGAGCCUAAACCAAAGAGUGGUAUCAGGCAGCAAGAUUUACUGAAAAAGGUCGUAGAGGUUAAACCAAAACGGCCCAAAAUCUCAACACCGUCAACUCCCAGCGUAUCACCUCCCAUUAGAAGCGACAGAGGCUCAACAGAUGCACAGGUUCAUAGAGAUAACACAGUGUUGAAGAAGCAGGACAGACCAAAGGAGCAACCUGGAGCUGACCCAAACGAAGGAAAAGGAACGGAAAGCAAGGGGCAAGGUAAUGCUUCUUCGAAAGGCUUGUUGGGUUUAGCGUAUGAUAGUUCAGAUGAAGAAGACUGAGAGGAGUUAUGAAGGUUCUAUCUCCCUUUUAGUUUUCUAGCCUUUUGUUUUGUUGUUAUGUCGAGAACUCACUAGGUUUUGUAGCUUUAGGAUUCAAAACAGCUUGCACCUGUUGUAAUUGUUGAAACCAAACUGGUUUGUUGGAGUUUGAAACAGAGAAUAGAGUGAAUAUGAUUUACAAAACCAUACGGUUUCUAUGUUA
Messenger RNA from Brassica napus (rape), 1070 nucleotides. RefSeq lists its product as uncharacterized. The coding region runs from base 347 to 868 and encodes 173 amino acids. The record is from RefSeq and is a predicted model, not a curated record. Lineage: Eukaryota; Viridiplantae; Streptophyta; Magnoliopsida; Brassicales; Brassicaceae. The transcript is spliced from 5 exons.